Molecule: messenger RNA, 4021 nt
Organism: Pezoporus flaviventris
Lineage: Eukaryota; Metazoa; Chordata; Aves; Psittaciformes; Psittacidae
Gene: HMG20A
Product: high mobility group 20A
Exons: 10
Coding region: 155-1201 (348 amino acids)
Biological process (GO): regulation of gene expression
Cellular component (GO): nucleus
Source: RefSeq, a predicted model, not a curated record
CCGCGCUGAGGCGGUGGCGGAGGGAUCUGAGAGGGAUUGCGAGAGCGGUAACGCGGCUGUUCGCGAGAGGGAGGCGGCAGCGGCUGCGCGGGCUGAGGGGAGCGAGGUCCGGCGGGCGACCCCUCGGCCCUGGGGAGCCGCCGCCCGCAGAGGUAUGGAGAACUUGGUGGCUGGCUCCAACCUUCCUCCUCUUUUUACAGAUGAAGAUGGGUCUAAGGAAGGUAGUGAAAUUACUGUAACUGGACUAGCUCAUUCUGAGAGUUCAUUCACUGGUGGAACUUCACAGUCUGUGAAUAACCCAGAUUUGGUGGAGGAUUUGUCACAGGUUCAGCAGCUGCAAAAUGAGUCCUCUAAUACUGCUGAAAACACUGAGCAGAAGCCUGAGGAGGAGCAGCAAAGAACUAAACGAGGAGGCUGGGCCAAAGGGAGAAAGAGGAAGAAACCCCUUAGGGACACCAAUGCCCCCAAAUCCCCCCUCACAGGGUAUGUGCGGUUCAUGAAUGAGCGUAGGGAGCAGCUUCGAGCGAAGAGGCCUGAAGUCCCUUUCCCAGAGAUCACCAGGAUGCUGGGCAAUGAAUGGAGUAAGCUGCCUCCUGAGGAGAAACGGCGAUACCUUGAUGAAGCAGAUAGAGAUAAGGAGCGUUACAUGCGGGAGCUGGAGCAGUAUCAGAAGACUGAAGCCUACAAAGUCUUCAGCAGGAAAGCGCAGGACAGACAAAAAGGCAAAUCACACAGACAAGAUGGAGCAAGACAGCCAGCCCAUGAUCAUGAGAAAGAAGCAGAUACAAAGGAGAGAUCUGUUUUUGAUAUUCCAAUCUUCACAGAAGAGUUCUUGAAUCAUAGUAAAGCACGAGAAGCUGAGCUGCGGCAGCUGCGUAAGUCCAACAUGGAGUUUGAGGAGAGGAAUGCUGCUCUGCAGAAGCAUGUGGAGAGCAUGCGUACUGCCGUGGAGAAACUUGAGGUGGAUGUGAUACAGGAGCGGAGCCGCAACACAGUGCUGCAGCAGCAUCUCGAGACCUUACGCCAAGCACUCACAAGCAGCUUUGCUGGAGUUCCACUACCAGGUAGCGGGGAAACGCCCACGAUGGAAACUAUUGAUUCCUACAUGAACAGGCUGCACAGCAUUGUUAUGGCUAACCCCCAGGAGAAUGAGAACCUCAUCGCCACGGUCCGGGACGUGGUGAACAGACUUGAACGCUAGUGACUGGGUCUCAUGCCCAUGGGAUGCUUUACAAAAAUUUUUUUUGGCCAGUGUGGAAUAAGAAGCCAUGAGGGAAAGAGAUGGGGUGGGAGGCAGAGCUGCAGGUUUGUCCGUGUCCCUGCCUUUGUGGUUUGUCAGUGAGACACAGAUCUCAAUGCGUUAAAAGGUCUUAAGAAGCCACGGACGCCACCCAGUAAACGUUUGGAACUGUCCUCUGUGGAAGCAUUUAAAGGCAUGCAACUUUUGUGCAAUCUCCAGUUUCUUACUCCUUUUGCUGGGUGUGAGGGUGCAUACGUUUGUGGACUGGCUGGCUACAGAGAUGGAAUCUCACAGUUGGUGAAAUGAAGUCAGCCUGUGUGUUGUAGUAAUAACUUUGAUGUGUUAUAUUGCCUAAUGUCUUCUGGUGUCUUUCCUUUUUUCAUGUUUAUCUUGUGGGAUUACCUUCCUCCUCUUUACUUUCUUUCUUUUGAUCUUGUUACUUGCUACUUGCAGUACUGGACAGCAGCACUUGUGUUCUCUGCUUUAACAGGCAGUCUUCUUUGGUGCCCACUGUCAUGUCCUACCCUGCCUGUUAGGUUUAUGUAAGCUUUUCUAAAGCAGAAUCCUGGUUUUUUUUGUGUUAGCCUGUAACUUCUACAACUUGAGUCUGCUCCCUGCUAGCUGUGGUUGAUGCUUUUUGUGACUCGAUUCUACUGUGAGAGCGACUUCUCUUUCCCUUCUCUUCAGUCACCUCUCUUGCACAUAAGCAUCCUGCUCUUCUGUGAAGGUCUCCUGUUAUCUCUUCAAAACUUUUGGUGGUGCAUUUUGCUACCACAGAGGUCAGUGGUAAUCAAGAUAGCAAGUGAAACAUUACUAGUUCUCAGCAGGAAAAAUAAGAACCUCCAUUUUGGACUAAAACCACAAAGCUUGCCCUUGCUGUGAUGUGUUGCUCAGUCUAAUUUAAUGUUACUGCCUUGUUUUUGAGAGAAUGACCUCAUGGUGAGAGUGGUAUUCUAUAAAAAGAGAAAUGGGCAGAGGGAUUGCUGGAUGUUUUUCCCAAAAUCGCAGUGCUGGGACACAAUAUGCCUGGGAGCAGCACACGUAUUUUUGCAUGAAUUAUUAGAGCAGAGAAGGUUAUUAGCAGCUAGGUCCACAUAGCAGCCCUCAGAAUUCUACAUUACAGCCUGUAAGUGCUUUCACCUUUUGUACAGAUAAAGUAGAGCCUGUGGAGCCUAUAGCAUUCAGUGUAUUAUGUUCCAGUGCGACCUAAAUGGCCUUUCACUGACAUCAGGUAGAACUCUGCAUGCUGCAGUCUGUAAUCUUGCUGAGCUGUGCUGCACCUCCUGUCAAAGACGAAGGCACCCACUGUCUGCACUAACUUACACAAAUCAUUCGCUGUCCCCUAGUUCCUGUCAAAUUGUUAAUUCGGGCUUCGGCUGAGCACUUGUUGGACAUCCCUGGGCUUUAUGGUGGUGGUUGAAAUGCUCUUUCUUCCACAUGACAGUCUCCUUGCCCCUCCUCAAGAAACCUUUAAGAUCCCCUGUUGUGAAUUGGAGGUUGCUUUCAUUACUAGAGUGCGUCACAGUCAGCGUCACUUUAAUGUAUCUGUAACAUAAGUAUCUGAAAAUUAAAAAGCAAUUUCUUCUUUUCCCACACUCUACCCAUGGACUUUGUGCUUGUCUGAAGCCAUCUCCAGGUCAACAGCUUGUGUGUCAGGUCUCUGCUUGCUUAUGGGUUUUUUGCUGUAGCCAGGCAGCAAGGACUUCCCUGUAAAUUCAAGUCUUCCUUCAGGGAGGAAACUCCUUUCUCUUGUCUUCAGUCUCAUUUUCAAGACUUCACAAAAGGAACCUCAAUUUGCUGCAUUGACCUCCCCUUUCUUUAGCAUGAAUGAGAAAGCAGAUGUUGAUGUGAAUGUUUUUAGUGGACUCUGUAACAAAUCCUGUGUGGGGGAAAAGAAUCCUACUGGUUGUUAAUGUCUCCAGAAGAAGCACCAACAACCUUCAUCAUCUCCUGUGUGUACCUUGUUCUCCAGAGUUGGUGAUAUUUGACUUCUGUUGAAGCAGCCAAAAUGCACUGUAUAGCCAAAAGAUGAUUUACAAAAUUCUGAAGCUCACUUUGUGGCAUCUUACCUAAUACUUGGAGUUGUAUGCCAUAAAGACUCCAGAAAUAGCUAUGUAAUAUGAUAGUAGGAUGCAAUUCCAGGCUGUGACAUACACAUACUGUAAAUAAGAUACGGGUGGCUGCAGGCUGCCCCUGCUUACAUAAAUUCAAUGCAGCUAUCAGCUUGUGGCAUACUGCUAAUGGAUCAUUGUGCUGAGUAGCAUGCAAGUGUUAUGGGAUAGGAAAUUUAAGGCAAUAGUAUUACCUGGGAGCUGACAAAUCUCUUAGGUUUUUCCACCAGGAAGGAGGGGAGGUGAUACCUGUCUUAAAGCAUCUGGGGGAAGACUUAAGUUCUUGCUCACCGAUGAUGUGACAGAUGAUGUUUCGUCUCAUUAAAAAGCUUAUUUACAUAGAUUAACCCUAUAAAAAUGGAAUUUUGUCUUUCCAGUGUUUUCUGAGUGUCACUUCAGUUUACAUUUGUCAGUGUUGGCUGAUUAUAAAAGGUAAAAUAUAAAGUGGGUAUCAAGGAGGAGAGUGGAAUAAAAUGCUGUUGUCACUUAAAACAGUGGUAAGAGCAAUAUAUGAAACCAGAAUCCAUUUGCUGGACUAAUGUGUUUGUAAUUGUUGAGAUGCCAAGUUUUCUGUACAAUGUUUUUGUAAUUAAACUUUGGAGUUCCUUUGUUUUUAAGAAGUUGAUGUGCUUGUUUGACACUUGCUUCAUUAAAAUUGUUCAACAUUGAA